AUGGAUCAAGAUCCUUUGAUAUAGUUUCAUCAUCUCCUCAAAUAGAAGUUUGUAAUCACUGAGAAAUAAUUCUGGGAAUUAAGUAAUGAUGAAGGUCAUUCUGCAGAACAAGAAAUUGAAUUAGCCAAAGAAUUAAUGAUGUAAGAAAGACAUAUUUAAUUGAUUGACUAAACUAUAAAGUAAAUGGAUUAAAUGAUUUUAGAUUGAGGAAUCAAGAUAAAACAUUAAGCUUUGCAUUCCCAUUAAAAUAUGCUAUGAAUUUAAUAUAAAAUCCAGACAUCAUUUAAGAAUAUAAAGAAUAUAAUGUUAUUGAUGUUUCUGAAGAAUUUGAAAAGAUUGUAAUUAUUUUGUUAUUAAUAACUAAAGAAUCUUAAUACUAUAACAGAAGAAUAGGUUAAAGGAUAUUUAAUAAUGAAAUUUGAUGAUACAGGUAGUUAAAAGAGUGAUGCAUGGGAAGAUGAUUUAGGUGAAGUUGUUGAAGUGGACAAUUAAGAAUUAGAAGCUUUAGAAAAAGAAGUUGAUUAAUAGGAAGAAAAAAUAAUGGAAGAAGAAGAAUAAAUGAUAAAAUAAUAGCCUGAAUUAAUAGAAUAAAUUGAAGAAAAUCAUGUUGAUCCAAAUUGGAAAAUAGAUGAAUCUAAAGCAUUAUUGAAAAUUCAUAAUAAAGUUAUAUGCACAUUUUCUUAGAAUCCUAUUUCUAAGGAUAUGAUUGCUAGUGGUUCUGAAGAUGAUUAUCUUAAAAUUAUUAAACUUAGCAAUUAAAAAGUAAUAUUUGAAAAAAAAUAUGAUGAAACUGUAGGAUUAGUUGAUUUUAGUUAUGAUGGUAAAUAUGUUGCUGCUGGUAUUUUAACAGGAAAGAUUUAUAUCUAUUUAUUAAAUGAUAUGAGUGAAAAAGUACUUGAUGGAAGUUAAACAGAACCAAGUGUAUUGAAAUGGCAUCCAAAAGGAAAUGUUAUUUUAGCAGGAUUUUAAGAUUCUACUUUAUGGAUGUGGAAUGGAGUUAAUGGUGAAGUAAUGAGUGUAUUUGCUGGACAUGAAGCAGAAAUUACAUGUGGUGGUUUCACUUUAGAUGGUAAAUUAGUUGUAAGUGGUUCAGCUGAUCAAUCAUUUAGAGUUUGGAAACCAAAUAGUUCUGAAUAAAUUGUUAAAAUAAGUUCAAUUUCACAUAAACACAAUUAUCAUAAGGAUGAUGUUGUAUGUUUUGUAUAACAUCAUAAAUAACCAAUAAUAUCUACUGGUAGUAGUGAUUCAACUAUUGCAUUUAUCAAUUUUGAAGAUGGAAAAGUAUAUAAAAUAAUAAUAUUAACUUUUAGGUUAUUAGUAAAAGUGAUCCAUUAGGAGAUAGUAUUGUUGAAUUAUGUUUUAUAGGAACUAAUUAACCUAUUAUUGUAGCAGGAGAUAUUUUAGGAUCUAUAUAUAUCUACAAUUGGAAUUCAAUGAAAUUAAUUGAAAAAUUAUGCUUAUGCAAAGUAAUUUAUAAAUAAAUAUGUUUUUUAGAAUUCUAUUACAAAAAUAUUAUUUUAUAAUCAAUAAUUCCAUAUAUCUAGUUUAGAUGGUAAGAUUGUCACAUUUGAUGUAAGAUAAAUGCAUAAUUACAAUGUACUUUAAGCUAAAUCAGGAAUAUAUGAAAUGAUAGUUGAAGAAGGAUGGAUAUUAAUUGGAUGUGAGAAUGGUUAUAUAUAUGUAUAUUGA
Paramecium pentaurelia is the source of this 1689-nucleotide messenger RNA. Lineage: Eukaryota; Ciliophora; Oligohymenophorea; Peniculida; Parameciidae. The record is from the annotation of a GenBank genome assembly.